This is a messenger RNA of Dovyalis caffra, 4545 nucleotides long. The record is from the annotation of a GenBank genome assembly. Lineage: Eukaryota; Viridiplantae; Streptophyta; Magnoliopsida; Malpighiales; Salicaceae.
AUGGGCACCAGGACGGGGAUGGAGGUUCCUAUCAUCGGCACCGAUUCUAUCAAAUUCAUCGACACAUCCGUCCCCGACGACGGUGACGCUGAUUUAUCCACCACUACUUCUGCUACUGCUCCUUCAAUUACUAUUACAACCUCUCUCAUUGAAGAUUACGCCUCCUCCUCCAUCAUUGGCAAUCCUCCACUCUAUUUCAUUUGGAGGAUUCAUAAGUCCCAGCCUAACACUCUCGAGUUACUUCAACUCUCUGCUAAUAAAGACUUCCCUGGGACAACCGGGUUGCGAAUUACUUUCCCCCAUGCCCUUUGCCCUUUCGCUUAUGUUUGCCAGAAUCAGAACCAGAUGCAUGGUUUCUCUACUGCUAAUCCAUUCUUACUCUAUGCAUUGACGGUUUCGGGAGUUGCUUAUCUUAUCAAACUCCGAAACAUUUCUGCUUAUUCUUCCUUGCCUGUUUUCCCAAGGGAUGAGGUUACCCAGUUUAGUUUGAAUGAUUGUCAUUUCAAUAAUUCCGAGCCUCUGGCAAUAACUAGUGUAGCAGCCAGUGCUGGCUGUCUUGCUGUUGGUAGAAAUGAUGGAUCUGUUGCUUGUUUUCAACUUGGAUUGCUUCACCAUACCACUCCUGGUUUUGUGCAUGAGUUGCAGGAUGAUUCGGGGAUCAGUCGUUUGUGGGGUUUUGUGUCAAGGGGUAGGACGGUAGGGGCUGUACAAGAUUUGGUAACAUCAGAGGCAUAUGGGCUAAAACUUCUGUUUGUGCUUCAUUCUGAUGGGAUGUUACGAGUAUGGAACUUGUCCUUCCGCAGCAAGAUUUUAUGUCACGCAUUGGGGAUUCCAAAUUCAGAAGGCAACUCCUGUGCUACAUUUGCCAGAUUGUGGGUCGGUGAAGUCAAUGAGGAUUCAAACAUAACUCCAUUGGCCGUUUUGUAUAGACAAAAUUUGGAGCGAGAUGAUUCACAUCUAUCGCCUUCACUGUACUUUGGGGGACAGGAUCGUUUUGUCAGUGGAGUCUUCAAUGCAAGAUAUUCCUCUGGAGGAGGGGAGUGCAUUGAUGUCAAGCUCACUUCAGACAAGAUAUGGAUAUUAAACGACCACGGAUUGCUAUUUCAUAAAUUGUUUCAUAUUGAUACGGAAGAUGCCCGCUGCUAUACUUUGCAGGAAGAAUUUGUCGCUGAGCAGCUAUUUCAAAGUUCCGAACUUUCUUCAGAUGAUCUUCUUUGGACUGCAUAUUCAAUAUUUUCAUCUACAAAGCUUCUAUGUGUGAUAUAUGGUGUAAAUGCGAAAGAUAUGUUGCUUACAUUUGCUCGAUUUAAAUUUUUACAGGACAACAUUGUGCCGUUUGUAUCUUCUAUCUUUAUACGUAGAUUGCUUCUGCCUGGUGUUCGUCACAAUGGCGUGCUUCGUUCAACUUUGCUGGAUUACAACAGGCACUGGCCCGAUAUGGAAUUCCAUUCCUUAACUGCCGAUGGACUCAAAAAGGAAGUUCGUUCAGUGAUUGAAAACCAGGCACUUCUUCAAUUUUUCCCUUUAAUCACAGAUUCAAUUAUGUCCAAACUUUGCUCUUCAGACGAACUUGUUGAUCUUGCAAGCUUUGGAUUGGAUUUAUCUAAUGAUGAGUCUGAACGUGGGAUUCUUUUAGAAGUUCUGAGAUGCAUUAUUAGUAUGAGCCAACAACUCGGGAAAUCAGCUUCUGCAGUAUUUUACGAAUCUCUCAUAAGCACACCCAUUGUUUCAUCAGAGGAAAUUGCUCCACGCUUGCUGAAGAUUCUGGAAACUGGAUACCGUUCAUCAGUAUCAUCCGUUCACAUAUCAGAUCUUGGAGGUGCUUUUGCUUGGGAGAAGGAACUGGCAGAUCUCAAAAGUUUGAGGAAAUUCUCUAUUGACAUGCUAUUAUCUCUCCGAAAUUUGUCCAGAAAAGCUACAUCGUGGAGCAGCAUUUUGAAUGUAAUUGAAAGCUAUGUACAAUUUCUUGUACCCCGGAGGAUCAUACAAAAAUUAGAUGCUGAAAUGUCAUUCAAUAUCAAUACUUCUAUUUUGGUUCAGGCUACUUCUCAAAUUGCUAAGGUUAUGUUUGAGUCUUCAUUGGAUGUUCUUCUGUUUGUUAGCUAUCUUCUGAAUAUCGGUGGACAGGGUUUAAGGCUGCUUGAACCAAGAGAAAUGAGAUUCAAUGGCUGUUGGGUUGCCAUGAGCUGUAUCUACGGUAACUGUAGCUGGGCUGGCUUUGGAAGAAGCAGAAUACAACUUGAAUUCAUUCCUAUGAUUCAAGAAAUUGUUUCCGAGUGGUUGAUUAUUCAUUUCCUUAGCACCACAUCAUCUGAAUCUCCUUCAAUUGAAGAUUUUAGUUCUCAACUCUCAUCUUUGCAAAUCGAUAACAAAACUGACAGAAGAUCAUGGAAUGAAAAACUUGGGAAAUGUGAUUUUACGUUGGCUUUUAUACUUUUGCUAACAUUUCAAAAUUCCUCUGGAGACCCGAGCCAACCGUCUUUACAAUGUCUCCCAAAUCCACAAGAGAUAGUUAAUUUAGUGAGAGACUUUACAAGCUGGAUUAUCUGGGGCAAAACUGGGGAAGAAUCUACUUCUUUUCUAAGGCGUUCUUCUGAGAUUGCGUUAAUCCUUCUUAGGCAUGGUCAAUAUGGUGCUGUUGAGUAUCUGCUUACAGUUGUGGAGGCUAAUUCACGGAGGGAGAAGGUAUCUAGAAGCAUUCAAGACAAUGAUGGUGAUUGGUGCAUUCUUCAACAUCUUCUAGGAUGUUGCCUCCUUGCUCAAGCUAGGUAUGGGUUCCAUGGAGUGUUGAAAGAGAAGAAAGUUUGUGAAGCCAUUCGCUGUUUUUUCAGAGCUUCAUCUGGACAAGGAGCUUCCCAAGCUUUGAAAGAUUUGUCCCAUGAUGCAGGAUUACCCAAUCUUGGUUUUGAUGAUUGUGUCUCUUCUGCUGCUUGGAAGCUUCAUUACUACCAAUGGGCAAUGCAGAUAUUCGAGCAAUAUAACAUUAGUGAAGGUGCCUCCCAGUUUGCACUUGCUGCGCUGGAACAAGUUGAUGAAGCUCUUAGUCAGAAAAAUGAUUCAUCUGGGAUCGAUGUUUCCAAUGAAUCAGACACUACCAUCAGAGGACGGCUUUGGGCGAAUGUCUUCAAGUUUACUUUAGACCUCAAUCACUUAUAUGAUGCAUAUUGUGCAAUACUUUCAAAUCCAGAUGAGGAGAGCAAAUACAUCUGCCUGAGGCGUUUCAUAAUAGUUCUCUAUGAGCGUGGGGCGAUGAAGGUAAUUUGUAAUGGACAGUUACCCUUCAUUGGUUUAGCAGAGAAGAUAGAGCAAGAGCUCGCUUGGAAGGCAGAACGUUCUGAAAUCUUGGCAAAGCCGAACCCAUAUAAGUUGCUUUAUGCAUUUGAAAUGCACCGACAUAACUGGCGAAGAGCAGCAAGUUACAUAUAUCAAUAUUCAGCUCGUUUGAGGACUGAGUUAGAUCUGAAAGAUCACCAGCGCAUGUCACUGGUGCUGCAAGAGAGGCUGAAUGGCCUCUCUGCUGCAAUCAAUGCUCUGCUUCUUGUCCAAUCUGAAUAUGCUUGGAUAGAUUCUCUGUUUGAGGGAAAUUCUGUUCGUAAUGAGAGUUAUCCCAGUAAAAAGGCUAAAAAGUUGGUGAAAGAAUGUUUGACUGGGAAUGAUGUUCAGGCCCAAACGCUGCAGUUUUACAUUGAUGUUGAGAAACUUGAAAAGGAGUUCGUGCUAACGUCUGCAGAAUAUUUGCUUUCAUUAUCAAAUGUCAAAUGGACAUUCACUGGAACAAAAAAGGCUCCUUCAGAUUUGGUUGAUCUCUUAGUCGAGACAAACUUAUAUGAUAUGGCAUUUACAGUUCUUUUAAAAUUCUGGAAUGGUUCAGGAUUGAAUAGGGAAUUGGAAAGAGUUUUUUCUGCUAUGUCGUUGAAAUGCUGUCCCAACAAACUGGGCUCCUCAUCUACCGGGAUGCAUGGUCUUUUGUUGACGUCCUCGAAGGAAGAAAUAGUUGUUCAUGGUUCACCUGAUAUGGGCCUUACUUCACAGCAUCAUCAGGGGAAUGCUCAGUGGGAGACUCUUGAGCUUUAUCUUAAAAAAUAUAAAGCUUUUCAUGCUGGAUUACCAGCAACAGUUGCUGAAACGCUUCUCCGCACAGAUCGUCAGAUUGAAUUGCCUCUGUGGCUGGUACACAUGUUCAAGGAGAGUCGAAGGGAUAGGACCUGGGGGAUGGCUGGCCAAGUAUCAAAUCCUGCAUCUUUGUUUCGGCUAUAUGUUGAUUAUGGUCGAUUUACAGAAGCUACAAAUCUGUUGCUUGAGUAUACCGAAUCAUUUGCAUCAGUGAGACCAUCGGACUUGAUUAAUCGGAAAAGGCCAUUUGCGGCAUGGUUCCCAUACACAGCAAUAGAGCGCCUAUGGUGCAAGCUUGAGGAAUUGAUUAAUUUGGGUCACAUGGCUGAUCAAUGUGGCAAGCUCAAAAGCCUAUUGUAUGGAGCUUUGCAGAACCACCUCAAGCAGGUGAAGGUGGACUCUGAAGAUGCAUUAUCCGCUGCUGUCUGUUAA